Molecule: messenger RNA, 2458 nt
Organism: Thalassophryne amazonica
Lineage: Eukaryota; Metazoa; Chordata; Actinopteri; Batrachoidiformes; Batrachoididae
Gene: tars1
Product: threonyl-tRNA synthetase 1
Exons: 19
Coding region: 90-2264 (724 amino acids)
Biological process (GO): threonyl-tRNA aminoacylation
Cellular component (GO): cytoplasm
Molecular function (GO): threonine-tRNA ligase activity; ATP binding
Source: RefSeq, a predicted model, not a curated record
CUUGGUAACAUUGCAUCAGAAUCACCAUAUCCGGGAAUCGUCAUAACUUUGCUUGUGCUUCAUUUUCGCCGGUCCUGUUAAAACUCAUUAUGACUGAACAAAAUCUUGCGGACAAAAUGAGCGGUUUACAAGUGGACGAAAGGGAAAAGGAGGAAGCCGAAUGUAGGAAAGCUGGAGGAAAGAAGAAGCUGAAAAGUGCUGCAGGAGACUCUGCAGGCAGAGCUGAGCUGUCACCACCACCUUCCUACCUUGAGGAGCGCCUUGUUUUGUACACAAAGCUGAAAGCCGAGCAUGAAACCCUCAUGGCUGAGAGAGCUGCAAGCGAGAGUCGAGCCAUUAAGGUGACCCUUCCUGAUGGGCAGGUGGUGGCGGCUGAGUCCUGGAAGACCACACCCUACCAGGUGGCCUGUGGCAUCAGUCAAGGUCUUGCUGACAACACAGUAGUUGCGAAAGUGAACGACUGUGUUUGGGACCUGGAUAGACCUCUGGAGGAAGAUUGUAGUCUUAAGUUGCUGAAGUUUGAUGAUGAGGAAGCCCAAGCUGUGUACUGGCACUCCAGUGCCCAUAUAUUGGGUGAAGCCAUGGAGAGGGUGUAUGGAGGCUGCCUUUGUUAUGGUCCCCCCAUUGAAAACGGCUUCUAUUACGACAUGUUCCUCCAGAACAAUGAAGGUGCAUCAAGCAAUGAUUUCCCCUGUCUGGAGAACUUGUGCAAGAAGAUCAUGAAGGAGAAGCAGCCAUUUGAAAGACUGGAGAUAAAGAAGGAAACUCUGUUGGAAAUGUUCAAGUACAACAAGUUUAAGUGCCGCAUUCUGAAUGAGAAAGUUACUACUCCAACCACAACAGUGUACAGGUGCGGCCCUCUAAUAGAUUUGUGCCGGGGCCCACAUGUAAGACAUACUGGGAAAAUCAAGGCACUUAAGAUCCACAAGAACUCUUCUACAUACUGGGAAGGAAAGGCAGAUAUGGAGACUCUCCAGAGGAUAUAUGGAAUCUCCUUUCCUGACCCCAAAAUGCUAAAAGAGUGGGAGAAGUUCCAGGAAGAAGCCAAGAACAGAGAUCAUCGAAAACUGGGACGGGAACAGGAUCUGUUCUUCUUCCAUGACCUGAGUCCAGGAAGCUGCUUUUUCCUACCUAAAGGGGCCUUCAUUUACAACACUCUGAUUAAAUUCAUCCGAAGUGAGUACAGGAAGAGGGGCUUUCAGGAGGUGGUCACACCCAACAUGUAUAAUAGUAAGCUGUGGCAGACCUCCGGCCACUGGCAGCACUACAGCGACAACAUGUUCUCCUUUGAGGUUGAGAAGGAGACAUUUGCCCUCAAACCCAUGAACUGCCCCGGUCACUGCUUGAUGUUUGAUCAUCGGCCACGAUCCUGGAGAGAGCUGCCUCUUCGCAUGGCUGACUUUGGGGUCCUACACAGAAAUGAACUGUCCGGAGCCCUGACUGGCCUCACACGUGUGCGCCGCUUCCAGCAAGACGACGCUCAUAUCUUCUGCUCCAUGGACCAGAUUGAGGAGGAGAUAAAGGGCUGCCUGGACUUCUUACGGACUGUGUACAAUGUGUUUGGCUUCACUUUUAAACUCAACCUGUCAACUCGACCAGAGAAGUUCCUGGGAGAUCCGGAAUUCUGGGACCAAGCAGAAAAGCAAUUGGAGAACAGCUUGAAUGAAUUUGGGGAGAAAUGGGUUCUGAACCCAGGCGAUGGAGCUUUCUAUGGACCAAAGAUCGACAUUCAGAUUAAGGAUGCUAUCGGACGAUACCAUCAAUGUGCCACAAUUCAGCUCGAUUUCCAGCUGCCAAUCCGCUUCAACCUCACCUUUGUCAGCCACGAUGGGGAUGACAGGAAGAGGCCAGUGAUCAUCCACAGAGCUAUCCUGGGAUCAGUUGAGAGGAUGAUCGCUAUCCUGACUGAAAACUAUGGCGGAAAAUGGCCUCUAUGGCUGUCUCCUCGUCAGGUGAUGGUUGUACCUGUAGGACCAACUUGUGAGGAGUAUGCCCAGAAGGUUCAGCAGGAAUUCCACAGCAGUGACUUCAUGACUGACGUAGAUCUGGACCCUGGCUGCACUCUGAACAAGAAGAUCAGAAAUGCACAGCUAGCUCAGUACAACUUCAUACUGGUGGUGGGAGAGAAGGAAAAGGCAAGCAACACCGUUAACGUGCGCACUCGGGAUAACAAAGUCCAUGGCGAGUGUAGCGUGGAGGAGUGCGUGGAGCGUCUGAAACAGCUCAAGGCCUCCAGGAGCUGGAACGCUGAAGAGGAAUUUUGAGCCUCCAGGAGUUUUCAUUGUUCCAUCUCUGACAGUAACUCAGUUUUUCUGUAGAAGGUUGUUGGGCAGAAGUGGGUUUGUAAUGAGGGAUAAAAUCACUCUUCUCAUUGUUUGUUUCUGAUUUUUCCGUCUUAAUUUGUCUUCGUCUCCAUCUUCACUGCAUUUGGUAAUUUAAACAUUAUUCUUGAGAACUG